UUGACAUGGCUCUCAGUUUACUGAUCAAUCUACCUUCAAUUUUAUAAUCCAUAUCCUCACCUGUGGUCAUGAGCUAUGGGUAACAACCACAGUCAGUCAUGAGUACAAGCUGUCAAUAUGAGGUUUCUCUGCAAGGGAUGCUGGAGCUAACCUUUGUGGUGGAGUGAAGAAUUUGGGGAUCCCGAAGGACCACGAAAUAGAACCUCUGCUUCUGCAGAUUGAGAGGAGUCGAGUGACGUGUUUUGGGUAUAUAUUAAGGAUGCCACCUGGAGAGCUUCCAAAGGAGUGUGUAAGAUGGGCAUGUUAUAUAAGCCGGUACCGAGUUUAUAUAGAAAUGUGAACAUUCUUAAACCUUACCGUUAAAAUAAGAAUCUAUAACAACAAUGUCCAUUCGGCUCGUUUGGUUAUUUAAUAGAGUCGGUUCGUCUGUAGACAUAGCGUAGGCAAUAUAAGCUGUACGUGCUCAGUGAGGAUUUACUUAUGUAACAUUCUCUGCAGAUUAAGUACAUCACCAUAUCUCGUCCAGCAACCAUAUUGUUGUUCUUUCUGAUUAGUGGGUGGUUUUUCGUUUCAUGACUUCAUAUUUUUUAAAUUAUGCAUCGGUAUGUUUUAAAAUAAGCCAUUUGUUCAAUUGAAACGAUUUUGUUACACUGAAAUAAUGAACACAUUUUGGGCUAGGUCAGUGUCACGGAGCAGUAUCCUUGGACUCCAUCAUUACACAUUGAAUCAAAAUUCGGGUUUUUUGUCAUUUUGAAAGGUCUUUUCUAAUAGGUGUGUCCAUUUUCCAUGUCCACAUGGCUUCUUGUGUUUGAAACCUAUAGGGUGCAGCCAUAUACUCGCCAGUUAUACCGCUGCACUCAUGAGCACAGAUAUCGCUCCGCACCGUAGCCACGCUUCCGACUUGGUGUUUAUAGCUGCUUUUAAGUAUAUUAAGCUUACAUGCUGAAUUUACUUUUUAAAUCAGCGAACGCCUUUUUGUAUGCGACCACAUAUUUUGCAACAAUCGAAGAGUUUUUCUUUUAUCAUUUUCAUUUCGUUGGGAGUCACUACAUAAUACAUUAUACAAUUAGCUGUAUGGUCUCGUUAUUAGCUAAACCCAGAGUGGACGUGACUGACCACGCCGUUGUGAUGGUUAGCAUAGGAAAUGUUGGGAAAUCAAGUUAUUAUUGCAGCGAGAUCUGCAGAUAUUGGGUGGAAAGCGACAGCAUCAUUUGUAAAGAGGGGGCACGCGCGGCGCUAUCGGAAGGAGGAAAGCCGUUUUACUGAAAACUAACUUGGAAUGUAAUGGUUAUAUAAGCUGAAAUUCCUGCAUUCUCAUAUGUGACAUUUCUUGCAUCUCGAACUGAGGAAUUUGGGGAAAGAGUGGCGCAUGAGACCGAAGGAUUCCCUCGGUAUCCGUCACCCUCCUCUCGCUCCCCCAGCCGUUUUGCGUUCAUUUAACAGCUACGGAGAAAUGAAGCUGCACGGAGUGGUGGGGAGUAUCGGAUCUCGUAAUGUAAAUGGCUUGGGGGGAGACAAAAAGCCACUUCACAGCUGUAAGGCAAGCCACAAAAUCGGAUCCCGUACGAUCAAGAGGGCAUGCAUUAUUUCUUUAUAUUGUGUUUGAGAAUUGGUACUAGACGUCUUUAAAGGUUUCGUUUGACCUACGUUUAACUUUGAACGUUCACUAAGAAACUUAAGGCACACAUCUGUUUAUUGACAUGGCAGCAGUAAUAUAUUAAGUGCUAAAACUUUUGCGCGUUUUUGAAUGUCCGUAUUCCUUAUUAAUUAUUCAAUAUAAAGAUUCUGCGUGUGCGAAAUUUCUUAUGCAGAAGUUCGGGAUGUGUUGAAACUUUAAAUCCUUCGCGGGAAAAUAAGGCGAUGUCUGGAUUGUCCUUUCAUUUUUUCACUCGCGAUUAUCUUGAUGAGGGUUACAGGAAAGGUUUUUGUUUCAUAAAGAUGGACAGAUGAGCGCUUGAUGCAUCUUAUCAUACUGUAUGGCUGACAGACGCUAAACGAUCAGAUAUAGGUUGAUGUGGCUACAGCGCGCAAAGCUUCGCCUGGACUCAUAAGGAAUUUUAGAUUUUGCUGCAUUCGUUACAUCACCCGUUCAUACUAGCGAUGGCUUUUUGAAAUGUAUCGCAGAAUCGGAAUAUUGCACAUUACUUUCCAGGGAACCUGCGUAAUUUUCGGACAUGACAGAAAACACUUAGCACACUGGGCGUACGCGCUUGGUAGUACAAUAGAAAUGACCGUCUAUACUCCAUAGAGCAGUACAAGUAGUGGGUCGGUGUUGAGCAUCCUGAAAUCGCAUGGGGCGUCGGGCAGACAAGACAUCGAGAAGAAAACAAUUAAAACGCUGAUAAAACGAAAGAGGUCCAGUGUGAGAACGAAGAUCUGUUCUCUGAACAAGCGCGUUUCACCCGGCUCCGGGCACAAGCGGAGCGCAUAGUCUGCUUCUGGGUGGUGCCGCAGGGUGCCAUGGGGACCCCAACCAGGGGGGAGGUGCCACACUCUUCCGCUUGCCAACAGCUACCCCAGUUCAGCUUUUCUCGCAAGAAAACAAAGGCAGUUCGGGGCAAACUGCGCAUGAAAUCCCCACCUGGGAUCUUCCUAAUGCUGGGGGCCGUCGUUGUCAUGGCUGGCAUGAUUGUUGCUGUGGCUGGGUACUGGCCACACCGGGCCCAUCGUACAGCCCUGCUCAGCCAGGCCAGUGCGGGUACGGGCAUGAGCGGUACCCAGGCCACUAAGUGGGGACAGGGAGCCAGAGGUAUGCUGACUGUGACUAGCCUGGUGCACCACACCCGCAUGAGGCUGUUGGGCCCUGUUAUCAUGGGAGUAGGGCUCUUCAUUCUGAUCUGCGCUAACACGGUGCUGUAUGAGAACCGUGACCGUGAGACACGCCUACUUCUGGCCCAGACCCGCGGCCCUACCAGACCCAUCUCUACCACAGUGCCACCCAGGGGCCAGCCCUGCAAUUACCAUUGGUUCACCAAGCUGACUGUUGCUGACCUUAACGUCCACCACUUAGGUCAGCAAGCCAAGUGUCAGACAGAAGGUGGCGGCAGUUACAUGCAUUACUGCGUCCAGACCGAGGCGCCCCCCCAGAGAUCUUCAUCGCCCCCCACCUCGACCCACCCCAGCAAGGCCUCCAUCAACAUGCUAACUGUAGAGUUCCACCUGGAGCCGCAGCGGAACUCCAGUGUGGCCAGACUGAAGCUCAACGAAAGCUUGGGGGAAUUGGCACAGGACGACGGAGGGUUGAAGCUCAUGGCUCCUACUGGAGGCUCCUAUAGCUUGUGCAGAAACACUCUUCCAGUUGGGGGUCACGUCAUACAGACUCUGGCUGACGAAGGCCUGGAGGAUGCAGGCCUCCAGGAUGUCGUGGACAUUCAGGCAGCUCCGUUGGAGGCGCUCCCUAGGGAACCAGGGUCAGUCAAUGCAGACCGUGACUGCAGUCUGGCGGAAAGCACAGAGGAGCGGAAACAUCGCAGCUGGCCUCCGUUGAGGCUCAGCACGGCCAGGAGGUACUGGGGGCUGGAGAACAAGCAAGAAUCUCUGGAUGAGCUGCUGGACUAGCUGGAGCAGCAGUGUUCUCAGAAAGAGAUGUGCUACAUUUAAGGCGUUUCGAGAGACAUGUUGUGGAUGAAACAUUUCGCUGAAGGUUAAUGUCAUGUGGGCUGUGUUUGGGUAUAUCCAGGCUACAUAUUUGUGCUGGUGUGGGGGCAUCCAUUUUGAGGAUUGAUCAGGUGUUUAUGAGAAUAUCAUUAUUAUUAUUAUUAUUAUUAUUAUUAUGGUUGUUAUUUCAUUGCUUAGUGCUUUUAUCCAAAACAACAUAUAAUUUUCUUCCAUUUACACAAUUGGAUGUUUUUCUGCAAAAAUGUGGGAUUCUCUGUAAGGGUGCAACAGCUUCUGCUACUGCUAAAGCUACUGCUCUCAGGAUGUGUUUGACAGUUUUUUUUUUCCCGGAGUGUUUCUUUAAGUGUAAAAAGUCUCUCUAUUGCCCUAUAUAAACAGAAGCUCUGGUAGGAGUCAAGUGGGAUCGUUUGGCAGUUAUAAUUCCUGAGCAGUAGCUGGAACGAAAUGCAGACCCUCCUGCUGCCAUCCAAAGAAGAAUAGAUAUAGCGGUUUGUUUCUGGGAGACAUAGGACUAAACGAUGAGUUCCUGGUGGCAGGUGACCACAUCAGCCCGGGAUGUGAGCUCCUAGACCAGGCUGCUCUGCCCCAGUCACCAGGAAUAGACACUUACCCUGUGUGUUACUUAAGCCUACAUCCCUUUCUGCCUCAUUACCUAGAGCAGGAUUUCAGGGAGACGAGGAGAGGAAUUCCCCCGAAAGUUACAUGUACAGAAGGGUCUGUGUUUUGUCACUCUUAACCCAUGUUGUACAUGUGUAAUAAUAAUUCUAUAUACCAAGCAAUAGCUGCGGACCGGUUACAUGGUCUACUUAGGACAUUAAAGAGAGCCAUGUUAGUGUCA
Paramormyrops kingsleyae is the source of this 4456-nucleotide messenger RNA. Its product is annotated as transmembrane protein 200A-like. The record is from RefSeq and is a predicted model, not a curated record. Lineage: Eukaryota; Metazoa; Chordata; Actinopteri; Osteoglossiformes; Mormyridae.